GGAAUAUUUAUUGUGGGGUUAGGGUGGGGUGCAGAGGAGGACUUCACAAAGGCAAGGAUUGUUGGAGAUACCCGUGCAACUGUGCCUCUGGGUGUCCCGGGGAACAACGGGAGGAGACAGGUCCAAACCGAGUUCCCAUCUUAAGAGAAUCCUCUUAGGAUCCACAUCUUGCAGCUAGCGUGAGCCUAGGAUUUGUGCAGAAUGGCUAGAGAGUGGGGAGCGAGCGCAGCCCUAAACGCUCAAUCUGCAGAAGAGGGCACUGGGCUUCUGGUGGUGAAGGUAGAACAGGAAGAGGCCUCUCCCUUGGCCGAGGAGGCCAGUUGGCUGGGCAGCCCUGGGCCCGACCGCUCCCGACAGCGCUUUCGCGCCUUCCGCUACCCCGAGGUAGCCGGACCCCGGCAGGCGCUGAGCCGGCUCCGAGAACUCUGCAGACAGUGGCUGCAGCCAGAUAUGCACAGCAAGGAGCAGAUCCUGGAGCUGCUAGUGCUGGAGCAGUUCCUGACCAUCCUGCCAGGGGAGCUGCAGGCCUGGGUGCGCGAGCAGCACCCCGACAGCGGGGAGGAGGUGGUGGCGCUGCUGGAGUACUUGGAGAGGCAGCUGGAUGAGACACCUCCACAGGUAGAAGGAACAGGUUUAGGGUCUGAGACCUAUGCCCUGUGCCUUCCAGAAACCUCAAGACAGAUCCAAGGGAGGAAUUGCUUAGAACCCGCGAAGUCUCAGUCUGAACUGGGAACCUGAGGCAACCAGCGAAGUGACCUGGACCCCUCAGAAUAGUUAAAAGCACAAAGGAAGUUAAAAGCACUGGAUAGGAAGCAUCUCUGGCUAAGGUUUAGGGCAGCACUAAUCUACAUUUUGACCUGCUUUUAGGAGAUUUUCUCUCUGCAACCUCCAGCGUCUUUGUGUCAAAGGAUACAUGAUUAGAACCUUCUAACUAGUGACCAGGAGGCCAAGGUUCUGGACCUGGAGUUGCUGUCCUGUGCUCUCUAACAGUGGGAAGUCAGUUCAAGUCUUAGAACUUUAUUCUCUGUAAAAGAUGUAGGAAAUUCUGAGCAUCCUUUUACUAUCCAUGUUUGCAAGGAAAUUAAACUUUAAUGAGGAUGUACCACCUAUUAUACUUUGUCGUAGUUGGUUUCACAUAAUGCAGUCAAAUUUGUUAGUUUCUUAAGAACCCUGUUGAGUGGAAAUUACUAUGUUUAUUUCUCAGACAAGAUGUUGAUAAUUUUCCCAUCAUGCGCAUAAUGGUAGAAAGACAGAGCAAGGGAGCAAAAUAAUGGUUACCCCAUAGGCUCUGCAGAUGGUCUGCCUGAGCUCCCACUGUAGCAUUGCUACCUAGGCGCUGAAUGACAUUAACAAGCUGCUUCAACUGGGCCUCAGUUUCCAGUUACAGAAUUCCAAACAAUUCCAUAUUUCAGGGAGGUCCCUUCAGGUGUCAUACAGGGAAGCGAAUGACAAGAAGAGAUAAGAAUGAAAACCCAGUGCAGAUUGAUUUCAUCAACCUGGUUCAGACUUUGGGGCGUUUGACAACAGGCUGUUUAUUUCCAAUGUAUUUAAGCCCAGGAUAGUUUGGAAAAAGUUUCUUGGUGUAAUACAAUCCCCAUUGUACAAGGAAGUGUAAUUACACUGAAACUUAACUCAGGGUACAUGCCAAUUCUUUCAAGAAGAUGGGUUCUAGAGAUAGCCUAGUGUUCUCACUUAAGGGCCUAAGAGUCUGCCCUGGUCUCAGUAAUACAGAUAGCAUAGAGAUCAUUUGGGAUAUUAGUCAUUGUGGGAGUUUGGGGGAGCUUCUGGCUAUAAGGGUCAUUUAGAUUAGUAGCCACCUCUGGUCUUUGUUGUAAGAGUUUGAUAUGGUCUGACCCAGCAGAUAACACAGAUCAUCAGGCAGUUAAUCAUUUCCAACUCAGAGAUUUCUGGAUGGAAAAACGGGCUUUUCAUCUUUCCCACUGGAAAGACAAUCCUGUAUGUUUAACAUUCUUGGUUUCUCUGGAAAUCUGUGGGGGCAAGGAUCUUCAUGCUAUGUUCCCAUAAUUUCAUAUGGCUAUCUGUAUUUCAUUAAGCUCUUAGAAUAUUAUUAUUCAUUAAUAUUCAUGAAGCUCUUAGAAUCAGUUCCUGCUAAUAGAAAGUCCUCACACAAAGUGUGAUGGGAAAGUUUGAUUGAAUAAAUAAAAGUAAAUGAAUGACUUUUAGGUCCCUACUGGUGAAUGGAGUCAAGAACUUCUCUGCUGCAAGGUGGCAUCAUUGAUGCCAUCCCAGAACUCACAAAGUAGCCACUCCCAACCAAUGAAG
Messenger RNA from Mesocricetus auratus (golden hamster), 2283 nucleotides. Its product is annotated as zinc finger protein with KRAB and SCAN domains 3-like. The record is from RefSeq and is a predicted model, not a curated record. The transcript has a single exon. Bases 202 to 738 code for a protein of 178 amino acids. Lineage: Eukaryota; Metazoa; Chordata; Mammalia; Rodentia; Cricetidae.